Messenger RNA from Leptinotarsa decemlineata (Colorado potato beetle), 4475 nucleotides. RefSeq names its product Sid-1-related A (gene Sira). Gene Ontology annotation, biological process: RNA transport. Gene Ontology annotation, molecular function: double-stranded RNA binding; RNA transmembrane transporter activity. The record is from RefSeq and is a predicted model, not a curated record. Gene Ontology annotation, cellular component: lysosome; plasma membrane. NCBI's taxonomy places the organism in Eukaryota, Metazoa, Arthropoda, Insecta, Coleoptera, Chrysomelidae.
UUAGUGCUUCACUUGUUGAUUUCGGAGAAAGAACUCUAACUGGUUAAUCCCUGAAUUGAUUACAGAAGUGGCAGUUGACUCGUAAUCGACACACUGAGAAUGUGUAUAUUGUUCUUCUUUGUUCUUCUUUCUACCCAUAUUCAUGUGAUUCACCAUCAAUCAGUUUUACAAUCAAGAUAAGGAAAACAAAUGAGAUAAAGAAGAUAAAAUUCAGCACAGUUAUUGGCGAUAGACAGUUAUGUGAUUGACUUGCUAGUAUUGAGGUGAGCAGAACAUCUUCAUCGAUUUUUCGAUAUAUCUCUCGGGAAAGGUUUAUUUCGUGAUUUGUCGUGAUGGAAAGCAGAAUAUGGAUAUUAUUGGCUAUGAUUUCUACGUGUCUUGGAAGUGUUUUCAUUGAUCAGAUAACGCCAGAAGUGAUUGAACCACUCAAAUUCGAACUCAAUGCUACGUACCAAGUUGUCCUCAGUUAUAUAGAUAUUCCUCAGCUUCAGACGGCGAAUCCAUUUAGAAUCAAAACAUGGACAACCAGCGACACAAAAACGCCUCUACCAAUUCUUGUUGUUGUCCAGCAAAAAAGUCAAGUGUCAGCCUGGUCUCUACCUUUGGUGGUGGAAACUUCGAUAUUGGGAAAAUCAACUGAAUUUGUCAAAGCUUCAGAAACCUUGUGUCACGAUUUUAUGAGAAAUAUUAUUAAUGAUUUCGACAUAGAACCACUAGAAGUGUCCCAGUGUUUCAUAAUCUCCCUGUCUACGUCUUCACCGCAAAACGUGACCAUCCACUUGGAACUAGAGGAGGAGAAGAAUUUUUACGUGAAUCUCGGCCAUAAAUAUUCUUUGCUCGUUUCUCCCAGUGAACCCCGAUAUGUUUUUUACAAAUUCAAUGAAAACACCAGCGACACGAUUGUCAUCGAGGUGGAUUCUGAAGAUGAUGUGUGUCUUAUAGUGUCUGUGCAAGACAGUAGGUGUCCAGUAAUGGAUAUGAACAAGGAUAUCAAGUAUGAGGGCACUUACCAAACCGUCAACUUGAAAGGGGCCAUAACUGUACCUAAAAGGAACUUCAAUGAGGGUUUUUUCUUGGUCUUUGUUGCCAGGCCGGAUAACUUCGAUUGCAGCGAAGAAAGCUCUCUCCUUCCCAGGAUAAUGAGUACACCUGUCACCGAUAUGAAAACCACCUCCAAUGUUACUUUUACAGUCAGGAAUGGUAUCAACGUUAAGCAGUAUAGAAUAGGUGUAUUUGCUACACUAGGAACCCUCGUAGUAGUAGGACUUUUAUGCAUAAUACUCAACAUCGCUUUCAAUCGAUUCGGGACAAUUUCCAAAACUGAUAGAAAGACGGAAACGGAUGCUCCAGAUGGCUUCCCCGCUUUCAGGAGAAGCGAACAAAUUGCCAGAUUAUUGAGCAACGGCAGUCUGACCGUAGCCGAUUUCUCAACAGACCCGAAACGAAUAAAGAGAAGGUCAUUCAACUACCUUUCUCAUACUCUGAGCGUCGCAAUUUUCUACAGCAUUCCCGUAGUCCAGUUGGUGGUCACUUAUCAAAGGAUCGUGAACAAAACGGGAAAUGAAGAUAUGUGCUACUACAACUUUCUAUGCGCUCAUCCAGCUUUUGGUUUCAGUGAUUUCAAUCACAUUUAUUCUAAUAUUGGAUACAUCGUCUUUGGAAUUAUUUUCAUCUUUGCCGUGGUGGACAGGCAUUCAGUGAUAAAAUUGAGAGUGGAUAGAGGAAUUGCUGUCCACUACGGUUUGUUUCACGCCAUGGGCCUUGCUUUGAUCAUAGAAGGAGUCUUAUCUGCUUGCUACCAUAUCUGUCCAAGUCAGUCUAGCUACCAAUUCGAUACGAGUUUCAUGUAUGUGAUGGCAGUUCUGUGCAUGAUAAAACUCUACCAGAACAGACACCCAGAAAUAAAUGCUACAGCAUAUACAACAUUCACAGUGCUUGGUGGUGCAAUUUUCUUAGCCAUGUUGGGUAUCCUCAAUGCUAACAUGUUCAUCUGGAUAAUAUUUUUUAUCUGUUACGCAACACUUACUGUGAUAGUUUCCUUGAAAAUAUAUUUCCUGAAUUUCGUGUUGGAUGGGCUGACACAGUUCAAAAAUAACGUUGAGAAGAAAGGAUUUUGUACAGAAGCUCUUAAACCGAUUCGAAAAACCAGGUUCAUCGUGCUCUUGAUUGCUAAUGUAGUCAACUAUGCCAUGCUGAUCACUGGGUUUUAUCUGUACACAAAGGGUCUUACUGAUUUUGGGACGUUUUUGCUGGGAUUGUUGAUGGGAAAUGCAGUCAUCCACACCAUUUUCUACACUGUCAUGAAAAAGGUGAUACAUAAAGAGAAGAUCUGUUUUGAAGCUAUAAUAUAUGGAAUCCUGAGUAUUCUGUGUUGGGGAGCAUCUGGAUAUUUCUUUCUUGAUGCAGCGACUUUAUGGACGGUAACUCCCGCAGAAUCCCGCCAAUGGAACCAAAAAUGUAUCCUCAUCGACUUCUUCGACAGGCAUGACGUGUGGCAUCUUCUUAGCGCACCAGCGCUCUAUUUCACUUUCAUGUAUCUGAUGUGUCUCGAUGACGACAUCAUUGAUAAGUAUCAAACAGAAUUACCGGUCUUCUAGAUAAGAAACCUAUGAAUCUCAUAAAAGUUGGAAGAUUAGUGACCAGUUACGAUUAUUGUUGUUACAACACGCGGGGGUGUGAAUUUUAUCGAUUUUCUGGACUAACUGAUUGUUAACGCCUUGGUUUUUUUCAUCAAUUGAAUCCAGAAAUAUUUAGGACAGAUUAUUAUUAUUUUGGAGAGGAAACUUUUGGCUCUCCACUUUUCCAUCUGUAUAUAAAAAAUAAGCGAAACUCUCAAAGGAAGGAAGGAAACCAUUCAUUUCAAAAUAAACUAUUCAUAAAAAUGUGCAGAUCAAGCAUACAAAUUACUUUUUUCGGGCUACACUUCAGAAUUUCAAAGAGCCAGAUAAAAAUAUUGCAAUAUUUUUUUUGUGCAUCAUUAGUUCGACUUCGAUACUCUCAUAUGAUAGAAAUUGAUUAGAAAUACUUGAAAGAGUCUAUGAAAAAUUAGAAAGAUAAGCUGAAAAAAAAUAACAAUUAUACUAAGCAAAAAAACUGCAAUUACAAUGAAAUAAAAUACAAGCAACAAUCGAAAAAUCAAAGAAUUGAACUAUUUACACGAGAUCUGACUAUUUAUAGAUCAUUCGAGUGCUUUCACCUAUCCCCUCUUUCCGCUUCAUCGGUUUUAGCGGGAGCUGGCCAUUUGGCGGGAGUUGGUCGUGUUCCGCUUGAUUACAGGUUUCCAUAUGUUGCGUAUCUCUACGCUAGCUUGGCUAAAUGCGUUAUUGGACAACAUAUAUGCGGCUUCUUUGAACGUCCCCCUAAACUUCCCCCCAAGACUUCUCUUCCUUGUGAAGCUCUUGCUGUCUUCUAGCUUAAGUCUGUUCCCCUAUCACUUUGGAAUAACCAAUCCGUUAGAGGUCAUUUUUGAUAAUGCCUAGUUCCUUCCUCUCUAAGUCGAUUGAUGAUGGUUGGAUUCGUGGUUCAGAUACUGUCCCGUGAGAGUGGGUUUUUAGUGUACAGAUGUUUCCCAUUUAGUGUCGGUCCUCUUCACCAAUACAUCUGAGAAUGGCAAUUCGUUGUGGACUUCCUUUUCCAUUGUGAAAGUGAUGAAAAGUCUUACGUUGUUGAUGUGCUUCAGGAAAGUGUCUAGUUCUGUAUUCCCACGGUUCUACAUUACGAGGGUGUCGUCAAUGUAUCUCAACCAGACUCGGGGCUUCUUGUGGGCUUCUUCAAUGGCCAGAGUUUCAAACCACUCCAUAUAUAUGUUGGCUAUGACUGAUGAAAGUGGUGACCCAAUUGUACUCCCCUACAUCAGAGGAUUUUCGGAAAGGAUAAGAAGAAUUGGAUCCAAGUUUAACAUCACAACCUGCUUCGGAUCUGAGAACACUAUCCGUAGCAGCCUCACGAAAACUAGGCCACCAAACGCGGAUUGAGAUUCCAAGAAUUGCAUUUACCGAAUUCCCUGCGAGUGCGGAGAAUCAUACAUCGGUGAAGCUAAGCCCGCGAAAUUUGAACAUUGACCUUAUUUUUUUAGCAGAUCUCUUAUACCGCAGUUCUGGACUAAACGUCUGAAAUAAAACUCGUGGAACACGGCCAUCAAACUCGAUAGUUUUGACUGUUAUCUCCGUUCGUGAGGGUUUUAUUUAUAUUCAUUCAUUUAUCCCCAAGAAACUACAAUGGCUUAUGAAGGGAAUUAUUUAUACAAGAAACAUUCAUACACAAAUAUAUAACUUGAAAAAGACCUAUUUCAGAAUUGAUCUAAUCAAUAACAAAAAAAAAACAAAUAUGUUUAUAUGACAGCUUAGAUUCUUCGAUCUAUCCAUAUUUCAAUGUAUUUUAAUUGACAGGAGAUUACAUAAUUUACUUUUGUGACAAUCAAUUUUGUGAUACUUUCUAUACUUGAAUAAAAAAUCAAACCCAUGUUGUUUUUACCA